UGGAUAUUUUUGAUACGAUGGACUUACUACAAAAGGACUGUGGAUUUUGCGUCAAAUUUGCGACGUAGGUCCAGGUGAGGAGAAGAAAUUUCAACCUGCAGUCCAAUAGGAAACCCAUUACAUUGUGAUGUUAAGCAGAGGAGCAUGGUGGAACAAACAAUUGUCAGUUGGAAAUGCGUUUAAGAAGCAACAGCCUGGAAAGUUCACCCAAGAUUAAAAGAUUGCAUCAAAGAGUGAGGUCACGGCAUCAAAAUUCUGAGAAGGACGAACUAUACUCAAGAGAUAUUAAGAUAAACAAUCGAAGGGAAAGGGACUACAUGGAAGAGACAGGUACUGUUUUGAGAAACCACAAAACAAGGGCUUCAUCCAAGAAGCAUGAAGAUCUUUCUCGAGAUGACCUGUUGUUUCUGCUCAGUGUGCUUGAAGGUGAAUUGGAGGCUCGAGAUGAAGUCAUAACUGUACUAAAAGCAGAAAAAAUUGACUUAGCACUUCUAGAAGCGCAGUAUGGGUUUGUUAUGCCAACAAAGGUACUACAAGCUCUCCAAAGAGAUUCCAUCCAAGCAAAAACCAAUUCACUGCAGGAGGAUAUCUAUGAAAAACCAAUGGUUGAGCUUGACAAAUUAGUUGAAAAACAGAAAGAAACUCACAGGCGGAUGUUAGAGCAACUUCUCCUGGUAGAAAGAUCUCACAAACAGACAGUAGAUGAUUUGGAAGAUGAGAAAAAGAAGCAUGUGGAAUACAUGGAAAAGAGUGAUGAAUUCACCAACCUCCUUGAACAAGAGCGUGAACGAUUGAAAAAGCUCAUUGACCAAGAAAAAGCAUAUCAGGUGAAAAAAGAACUAGAAAAUGUCAAGAAAAUUGCAAAGUUAAAGGAAGAGCUUACCAAACUGAAAUCAUUUACAUUGAUCCUUGUGGAUGAACAGCAACGACUUUCAGAGCAGCUCAACCAACAAAAUCAAAAAGUCCAGGAGCUAUCCGUCAUUGCACAGGAAGCUCAGGAAAAGCUAACAGCCUCUGAAGAAAGGUCAACUGAAGAAGAACAUAAAGCGUUUGCUCUUGAGAUUGAACUUCAAACACAAACCAGCAGAUUUUAUCAGGAACAGGAAACAACGAUGGCAAAAUUGACCAAUGAGGAAAGCCAGAAUCGGCAGCUCCGACUAAAAUUGGCCACACUCAGCCGACAGAUAGAUGAGUUGGAGGAGACAAAUAAAUCACUGAAGAAAGCGGAAGAAGAACUGCAAGAUCUGCGGGAAAAAAUAAACAGAGGCGAGUGUGGAAAUUCCAGCUUGAGGGCCGAGGUAGAAGUUCUACGGAAACGUGUCUUAGAAAUAGAAGGAAAAGAUGAGGAACUUUUAAAAAUGGAGGACCAGUGCCGGGAUCUCAACAGGAAAUUAGAAAAGGAAGAAAGCCAUAGUAGGAAUCUAAAAACAGAGGUAGAGAAACUAAAGAAAAGAAUAAUGGAAUUGGAAAAAUUGGAGGAUGCCUUCAGUAAAAGUAAACAAGAAUGCUAUGUGCUUAAAUGCAAUCUGGAAAAAGAGAAGAAUCUAUCAAAGCAAUUAGCAAAUGAAUUAGAGACUUUAAAAGUAAGAGUUAGGGAACUUGAAGCAAUUGAAAACAAACUAGAGAAAACCGAAUUAGCCAUGAAGGAGGACCUAAGCAAGCUUAAAACAUUAACUGUAAUGUUGGUUGAUGAAAGAAAAAAUAUGGCGGAGAAGAUGAGGCAAACAGAGGACAAAUUUCAAAAUGCGAAUGCUCAGCUUCAAACAGAAGAAAAUAAAGUUACAGUUGUAACAGAAAAACUUAUUGAGGAAAGCAAAAAAGCACUGAAAUCCAAAGCAGAAUUGGAAGAGAAAACAUAUAAUUUGACUAAGGAAAGAGAUGAGCUUAAAAAGAAGCUGAAAGCUGAGGAAGAGCGAGGAAAUGACCUUUUGUCCAAGUCCAACCUUAUGAAGAGGAGACUCCAAUCUCUUGAAGCAAUAGAAAAGGAGUACUUCAGAAACAAAGGAAAACAAGAGUAUGGCAAGUCCCCUUCUUGCUUACAAAAGGAUGACAAUAAAAUCAGAGAAUUAACUCAUGACUCUCUGGAGCAUAGGUACUGCGAUGAGCAACAGCGGCUAAAAUUAAUGACAGGAGAACUUGAGACUGUGAAAAAGGAACUAGCUCGAUACAAGCUAGCAGAAAAGAAUGAAUCAACCCAAGAACAAAUCCUGUUUGACAGACUCAGUGAGGAACAGGCAAAAUCAAGCCAUCUAACAAGGGAAGUGGAAGCCCUCAAAGACAAAAUUCAUGAAUAUAUGGCAACUGAAGAUUUACUGUCUCAUUUUAAAGCAGAGCAGGCAUCAAUGCAAAAAAAGUUGACUCAACAAGAAAAUCGAAACAAAGAACUAGCAAGGGAAACUGAAAAUCUUACCAAAGAAUUGGAAAGGUACAGAAGGUUUAGCAAGAGUCUUCGGCCCGGCAUGAAUGGCAGGAGAUUUGGGGAGUUCCAACUCUGUUCAAAGGAGAUUCAGACUGAUGCCAUAGACAAUGAACCACCUGAUUAUAAAAGCCUUAUCCCUUUAGCGAAAGCAGUAGUGAAUGGGAAAAUAUGCACAGAAAGUGAGGAGACUGAUUAUAGCACUCAAGAUGAUGACCAAUCAUUGCAAGUGAACUAUAAUUCAUUAACUGUGAAUACAGUCAAUAAUAAUAAAAGGUCAUGGGCUCCAUCAAUGAAGAACAAUGAACCCUAUGCCCAAAAUGGAAAAACAGUAUCAAAGCUGAAUGGAAAUCUGGCCCAUCCAGGUGAAUUGGUGCUUACUCAGAAACAAGGACAACCUCUUCACAUAAAAGUAACACCAGAUCAUGGACAAAGUACAGCUACUCUGGAAAUCACUAGCCCCACUUUAGAAAAUUCUUUCUCCUACACCAGCACAGCAGUCAUCCCCAACUGUGGUGUUCCAAAGCAAAGAAUUACCAUCAUACAAAAUGCCUCCCUCACACCUGUUAAAUCGAAGGUAAUGGAUGGGUGCUCCACUCCAGAGCGUGCUUUGUCGCCCCUUGGCAGGACUACAACAUCGAGAUCAAAAUCCAGAACUCCAGACUCACGUGGUUCAUCGACUCCAGAACGAACAAUGUCGCCUAUUCAAAUAGUUGCUGUACCUGCAAAUUCCACACACUCACCGGAUCGAACACUGUCCCCUGAGCCAGUGGAAACUGCUGCAGCUCACACCAUCUUCAGAGUUUCACCUGAAAGGAUACAAGGGCGUCAGAUACAGAAGUCAAAUACUAGCCCUAAUGUAAUUACCACUGAAGACAAUAAAAUCCAUAUUCACUUAGGUACUCCCCACAUUCAAACAACCAUACCUGUUUCAAGACCAAUGAGCCCCUGCAGUUCAAUCCAAGAGAUCAGAACUCCAGCUAUAACUAAUGGGACACCAAAUAAAUCAACCAAUAAAAUCACCAGCAGCAUUACUAUCACACCAACAGCCACUCCUGCCCCACGCCAUUCACAAAUUACAGUUGCACAGGAGAAUAUAGUACGACACCCAAUUCCAACUCGGAUUCCUAAACCAAGAUCCAGUUCAAUAAAGUUCAAGAUGCCUGAAAGACCCAUUUCCAAAUCUGAGCUGCAGUCAUAAGAAAACCUGUAUGAAAACAGGCAAAAAGUGGUACCUCCGAUUUCUGUAAUCUAGUUUUGGAAAAAUGUAACAUAUUUUAUCUAGCACAGAAUGUGCAAACAACCAUUACCAAUAGGCUGCAGGGUUAUUUGUGUUCAGUUAAACCUGCAACAAGUGUGAAUUAUUGACCGUUUUCCACAAACGUGUGAAGAAAACGGCUGCAAAAAUCCAUCACAAGCCUGAAAAAUCAACUUGAUAAAUGAUGUUAAGAGGUGAUUGCCUCACAGAGAAAUAAGAUUAAAAGUUAUCUGUUAAUCUCUGAUGGUUAUGCUAAGUUUCAGACAAGCUCCUAAAAUGAUAAGUUUCGAGUUGAAUUCUCUGUCUAGCUGAAUAUUAAGUGUCAAUAUUCUUGCUGCCAAGAAUUGAACCACCUUAGUUGAGAAACUGUUCCUACAAAAGGAUGUGGCAACAAGACCAAGAGGAAUUCUCUGCAUCGUUGACCACUUCAUUCCAGUUCAAGUGUAAAUUUAUCAAAUAUUUCUACAUAAACUCAAGCAUGAUCUUACAACUUGAAUAAAGGCAUGCAGUCACUCUCUUUGUAACAGCACAGAAGACUGCCACAAGCUGUUAAUGUUACUGGAGAGAGACCACCUGCUUUAGAGAGGAAGAUUUUCAAAAGCAGUCUUGUGAAAUGAGGGAUCAAUUCAAUUUAAGCAUUAAGAACCAGAUUAAAAUGCACUGAACUGUUCAAAUGGAAAAUAUAACUACCAUAAGUAAUGGAUACACUAAAACAUUGUGGGAGGAAUCUAAUAGUUAAAUAUUGAAUAAGGCUCCAAAAAUUAAAUGC
Mobula hypostoma (lesser devil ray) is the source of this 4443-nucleotide messenger RNA. RefSeq names its product filamin A interacting protein 1-like (gene filip1l). The record is from RefSeq and is a predicted model, not a curated record. NCBI's taxonomy places the organism in Eukaryota, Metazoa, Chordata, Chondrichthyes, Myliobatiformes, Myliobatidae. Bases 174 to 3617 code for a protein of 1147 amino acids. The transcript has 7 exons.